GGCUAUUCUGUCAUCGCUAUCAUAGGCAUUGCGCGCACGGCGAAUGCCUACAGAAACAAAAAGGGUCGGCUGAGAUGGACCUUACUGCUGCUUAUGACCGGACCCUUGGUGGCUGUCGAUUCCACGCACCCAUAUGGAUAUGUGCCGUACGCCAUAUUUCCAUUCUUGUAUAUGUUCAUAACGUCCAGCAUAGUUGUUAAGGUCUUACGACGGACAUGG
Aureobasidium melanogenum CBS 110374 is the source of this 219-nucleotide messenger RNA. RefSeq lists its product as uncharacterized. The transcript has a single exon. NCBI's taxonomy places the organism in Eukaryota, Fungi, Ascomycota, Dothideomycetes, Dothideales, Saccotheciaceae. The record is from RefSeq and is a predicted model, not a curated record. The annotation marks the transcript as partial.